This is a messenger RNA of Bombina bombina (fire-bellied toad), 4870 nucleotides long. It is a transcript of the gene TMEM132E, whose product is annotated as transmembrane protein 132E. Bases 1 to 3144 code for a protein of 1047 amino acids. The record is from RefSeq and is a predicted model, not a curated record. The transcript is spliced from 9 exons. NCBI's taxonomy places the organism in Eukaryota, Metazoa, Chordata, Amphibia, Anura, Bombinatoridae.
AUGAUACCGUCAUCCUGUAAAGUGCUACCUACAGACUCAUCCAAUCUUACAGCACUUCCAGCUUCUCCAGCACCCAUACUUCCUGUCAGUUAUCACCUGUCAAAUACCCGCUUGGCCUUUUUCUUGAAAGAGGCUGGGCCUCCAUUAAUAUGGAAUUCAAGCACCCCCUUACUACAACGCUCAGAGCCAUUUGUGGUUUUUAAAACAAAGGAAUUACCAAUUCUGAAUGUCACUUUGGGGCCUUUUGGGGCAGGGCAGGUGCUACCAAAGGAAUUACUGCAACCAUCAAGCACCUUGGAAGUUCCUGACCAGCUUACUGUCAACUGGAAAGUAAGAAAGUACAUUAUUCACACUAGAAUACCUGCCAGUCAUCCAGUGGUACAAGUGCUCUUUUAUAUUGCUGGAAGGGAUUGGGAUGAUUUUGGGGUCACAGAACGUCUUCCCUGUGUCCGGCUUCAUAUUCUUCGGAAAAUGAAGGAGAUCAAAAGUUCCUGCCGUUUGCGCGGGACUCUAGCUACUUGUUUAGCACAAGCUGUGCUCCCUCAUGACUGGUUUGGAUCCACAGCUGAUCCUCUGAGACUUAGGAAAUCUACACCUGAUGGAGCUGAAUAUAAUGGAGAGAGCCAACAAGUGGAAUUAUCCUAUACUUUGCAUGCCCCAGAUUCUAGUGGAGGAUGCCAGAAUGAACAAGGCACACGUAGAGGAGGUGAAGUACCAACCCAACAUCAUCUUUUCUCUAUUGGAACUAUCAGCCUAUACCAACCUGUUCAGGUAGAACAGAUGCAGGAGCAGCAGCUGGAUACAAAUAUAUUCAUCAGGCUACCAGAUCGGCCAUUAAGACCAGGAGAAAUCCUUAGCAUCAUGCUGUAUUUAGCAGCCAACUCCAGUGCUGAACGCUUCACUCUCAGGGUCAAGGCAAAGAAAGGAAUAAAUCUACAGACUACCAGAUCCAUGGAUUCUCUAUGGUUAGUAAACUCAGAGCUCCUGACAGGGGGGAAACACUCCACCGCUACAGUGGAAGUAUCAAGAGUGGAAGGGUUCACAUACAGGAGUGAUGAUGCCCCUUAUCAGAUAAUGCAAUUGGAUUUUGAAAUGGAGAAUUUCACCAGUCAGUCUGUCACAAGACGUAUAAUGUGGCACUUAGACUACAAGGGAAAAAAUCCUCCGCCUGACCUGGAGAAGGCAGUGACUGAGCUAACAGUGAUACAGAAAGACAUCCGAGCUAUCGUCCCUUUAGCAAUGGACACAGAGAUCAUUAACACAGCAAUUCUGACAGGUCGAACAGUAUCCAUCCCUGUUAAGGUUCUGGCUAUUGAGACUAAUGGAGCUAUUACAGAUAUUGCUUCUCACGUUGAGUGCAAAUCCAGUAAUGAGGAUAUAAUCAAGGUUUCAAACAGCUGUGACUAUGUGUUUGUGAAUGGAAAGGAAACUAGGGGAUCAAUGAAUGCACAGGCUAUAUUUAGCUAUGGACAUCUGCAUGCACCUCUUGAAAUGACAGUGUGGGUGCCCAAACUUCCGCUGAUCAUUGAAUUGUCGGAUUCUAAACUGAGUCUGGUGAAAGGGUGGCGAAUUCCUAUCAUGCCAGAUAGAAGUAGGUCUGUGCGUGACAGUGAUGACGAGGAUGAUGAGGAUGAAGAAGAUAGGAAGCUAAAUCGUGGAUGCACCUUACAGUAUCAGCAUGCCACCCUGCAGGUUUUUACUCAGUUCCACACCACUUCUGAGGACACAGGCCAAGUUGCCACCAUGCUGGGCCGUGAUUGUUUGGUGGAGGUUACUGACCUUGUCAAACAUUACAUGCAGGUGGAGAACCCUCGAAUAGUUGAGAAGGUUGAUAGUAAUAUCUUAGCUGGACGCGAGCCUGGUACCACGAUGUUCAAAGUGAUGUCCCCAUUAAAGGAUGCAGUCUUGGGUGAGACUCCAAUUACUGUGACAGUGGAGAAGGUCAGCAUUACUGAACUGAAUGCACAGGUGGUUUCAGGCUUGUCACUUUCUCUCCAUCCUAGUGCUGGGAAUAGCCACACCAUAAUAGCAAAGACCAGUGUCCAGUAUAUGCUGACAUACCCAAAGCAGGAAGCCUUAUUGAAUCUCUGGCUUACAUUUAGUGAUGGAACCUCAGCUCCACUUUUAUUGUAUGAUCCAAAAGAUUAUACACUAGCUCUAACAAGCUUGGAUGAAAGAGUGGUUUCUGUGAGCCCUGAGCGUGCAUUCCCCCUUUUGGUAGCUGGAGAGCAGCAAGGAACUGGAUACCUCCUGAGGGCAGAAAUGAUAAUUAAUGAAAGCUGCCAAAAAAUGAAAAAGCGCAAGAGUGUUUUUGCUACAGCAGCAGCUUCAGUACAAGUACAGUUUCAUACAGAUGAACAAGGAAAUGAAAAUGAACCAGAGCCUGUGGUGAGUGUGGGUCCUAUAUAUGUACCUGGACAAGAAAACAAAGAUAUAGUGGACACAACUUCUAUUACACCCCUCUCAACACCAGUUGAAGAUCACAGCUCACUGGGCUCUGGGGAAUUUCCAUUACCACUGCCCACUGUCUUUCCUCAAGGAACCAGAGGGUUGACUGACCUAGAAAUUGGAAUGUAUGCUCUUCUUGGUGUUUUCUGCCUUGCCAUUCUUGUCUUUCUUAUAAACUGUAUUGUCUUUGUUCUAAAAUAUCGUCACAAGAGGGUGCCACCAGAGGGCCAAGCUAAUCCUGAUCACUCACAUCACUGGGUCUUCCUUGGGAAUGGACAACCACUAAGGGCACGAGGGGAACUAUCACCACAACCUGAAAGCCCUGGCAACCCAUUAGAGCCAGGAACAUUACCUCCUCAUCAUGCUUCCUGCUGUCGAGGGGAGGCCAGAGGAAGUAGCAGCAACAGCAGUUCUCAGGCCAGUGUUCAGAGCCAAUCUCAUGGACGUGGGGAUGGCUCUUCAGGUGGAGGUGGCUCUAGUCGAGAAGCUAGUGAAGACCCCCUCAGUUCUUCACCAACAUCAAAACGUAAACGGGUGAAAUUUACUACCUUCACCAGUUUGCCCAGUGAAGGAAGUGUGUAUGAUGCAGUACCAGGGGCAGAGGAAAAUGAUUUAGAGUGGGUUUGCCGGGAUAUGGGACUUCGAGAUCCUCAGGAGCUUAGAGACUACAUCAGGAGAGUUAGAGAGAUGGCAUAGCCAUGGGAUAUCAUGGGGCUGUUGUGAUGGACACAAUUAAAAAACAUGCACCCAUGAGUACUGCUGCUUCCUCCCAAACAUAAGCAAUGAGAUAAAAAGUCUCCUUUGUCUCCUUUGUAUUCAACCCCAUACACUGCUACUCACUCCUUUUCCUGCCACCAUAUCAUUAGCAUUACCUUUCCCUUCUCUCUUCUCAUUUACACUUACCCAAAAAGCAUAUACUCCCAUUCAUAAAAAGGAGCAUGUUGCCUAUCUAAGUCACUACAUUCUAUGUGACAGAGAAAUACAUGCAACUUUGGCUCCAACAUGCCAAACUAUUUCAUGUUUUAUAAAAGUAAAAUAAGUCCUCGUUUGUGACAAGGUUCAAAGGAGGGCAGAUUCUUUAUUCAAAAUGUAAUCACCACUAACCAGAUCUAGUUCCAACGCUAUAUUUCUAAGCAAACAACCAAGAUAAUUCCAUACUGGAAGACAUUAAUAAGACAAUUUUGGAUGUCUGCAGUAUAUACAAAUACAAUAUUUUCAUGUUGUGUCUUAAGAACUGUAGCUUUGAAUCUAAAUGGUACAGUGGUACAUCAGUCACUUUGGAGGUUAUGACUAAAAUAAGAAAUAAUUGGAGCAAAAUGCAGGCCACAGUGAAAGUUUUCAAGGUGGUGAAAUAGAGGUGAAAACUUAAGCAAAGGUUCAUCUGACAUCAACUUUAAAUACACAUUGAAUUUUUUUUAUUACUUGCUGUUAGGUUGUAAAAGCAGAAUCUUCAGAUAUUACAAGUUAAUGGUUGCUUAAUAACUGUGGACAGCUAGCAGUAAAACUCUAUGAAUGUAUGCUUACUAAAAAUUGAAAUGGUCAAAAGCAACAGAAAAGAAACAGCCACUAAAAUGUGACUAAAAUUGUCUCAGGGGAUAUGGGGAGUUAAUUUUCAGUAGUCUAAAUGACUACUUAGAAGUAUGACAUGUAUAAAACUGGACAAACUUUCAGUUGACACAAAAAAUAACCAGGUAAAAGAUUUGGUACAAGGUGUUUAUCUUAAUUUCAUGGCUCUAUUUCUGGACAUAUGGAUACAAAGCCAAAAACCUGCUAAGGAAUUUCUGUCCAGUUUGCUUUUGUUAUGUCACUUUUCAGAAUUGAUAAUAUUGAAAUAUUCUAUUGUUGGAAAAUGAAUAUUCUUUAAAAAAAAAUAUAUCUGUUAGUUAAACUUUCCAAAAUGGAAUCCUUGAUUCUAUGAGUCAGUGUUUCACAAAUUGGGAGUUAAGUCUGAAGAGUUCUUUAUGAGGAUUUCUUCAAACACAUCCCUAAUAUUUGUAUACAUCACUUUAUUUUAUUAUAAGGAUCUUUGUUUAUUUCCAGAUCGCCAGGAAGUUAUUUCUAUAUUUUCAAUUUACUAAAUCCUUAAUACCAUGCAGAACUGUUUACUCGUAAGAAAGCUAGCUUUUUAUUUUAUUACUUUUUUGGGCUUUCUCGUACAAUUUAUAAAGUCGGAUGGCAGAUGAACACUCUCCUGGGGCAUAAAAACAAUAAAGACUGUACUAGUUUGUGGAGAUCAGUUAUAACAGUGAUAACACAAGCAAACAAUGCUAUAGGGAGAGCGUUUUUCCAACAAAAUGGAUGGGUGCAAAGAGUAUUAUUCUUAUAUAAGACGUGUAUGUCUUGAAUUUAACCACCUUUUUGUCAAAUUUUUCCUAAAUCAAUAAAUAUGAGGAUAAAAUUUGGCAGUGCACCAAAGCCAAAA